This is a messenger RNA of Humulus lupulus (European hop), 1323 nucleotides long. RefSeq lists its product as uncharacterized. Bases 230 to 1003 code for a protein of 257 amino acids. The transcript is spliced from 11 exons. The record is from RefSeq and is a predicted model, not a curated record. Lineage: Eukaryota; Viridiplantae; Streptophyta; Magnoliopsida; Rosales; Cannabaceae.
UUUUUUUCUUCUGCAAAUAGCCAUUUCAUCACUUCAAUUCUAAUUAUGCUCGUUUUGUUUUUAGUUUAAAUUAUGAGUAAAAAAUAUUAUCUGUAAUUUCUUUUUACCUUUGGACAUCACUAGUGUACAUUUCAGUUUCCGUUGUUUAGUCUUUAGAUCAAUUUUGGUGGGAAAUAUAGUCAUUCUUGGAACCCUAGAGCUAGAAGGUGAUUCAGAUCGAGAGACAACAAUGGAGGGUGAGCGCAAUAAGGCAGCGCAAUGGCUCAACUUAGUAUUCACUGAGCCCUAUUACAUGUACCAUUUCCUCGCUUUAUUUUCUUACUUCGUUGUCCGUACAUCUUCAGUCUCAGUACUCAGCCCUACCUUCGCCGAUCGCCUCAUUUAUCGAGAAAUUCAAGCGGCUUUGGCCUUUGGCGUUUUAACUGCUAUCAAGAUGGUUAGAGAAGAAACAUGGGAAGGGUUUAUUGGCGAUACACUGUUUUUCGCAAAGAUUUUUCUUGUUGCCCUUGCUUUAAUGAUGGAAUAUAACCUGGCCCUAUGGUACAUUGUGGCCUUUUCAGUUAUGUAUAUUACAACACAACAACCUGCUUUCCAAGGAUCAGGUGCUUCCAAUAAAUUAACACCACUACAGCUAGAAGCCUUGCUGACUGAAGGGAACACAUCAAGAUUUUGGCUGGUAGAGUUACGCUCCUCCUAUUCAUCUGAUUGUAUUCGCUCAAGUCGUUGCUUUCCUGAGCUCUCAAUUACUUACUCAAACAAAAAUUUAGCUUUUGCAAUGGUUGACCUUGGAGUAUUCCCAAAUGCUGCAGAAAAGUUUGGAAUAUUUCUUGGUAGCAUGGAUCAGCUUCCCUCGUAUAUCUUGUUUGAGAAUGCAACUGCAAUUGCACGUUUUCCAGAGUUUGAUUUUGAACACAAGGGUUAUCAUCCUACCAUAACCAAGAGACUUCUUUCCAGAUAUUUUGAACUUGAUCGGCGCCUUCUUGAGUACGUAAAUGGUAAAUAGACAACUGGCCUUGAAACUCAUUGUGUAGAGGAACUCAAGGUUGAAGAAGAAGUUGAAGAAAUCUGGUUGGGUAUUGUAGAUCGGAGAGGAAGAAAAAACUUGGUUCAGACAAACUGAAGAGAUUUCAGUCAGGUCUUUGAAGGGAGUUCAAAGAGUGUGAUCUGUUGAAGCUUGCAAGUUUAUAGUUCUUCUUUGUCAUUGUUUACUUGUCAUUGUUUCAUUAAACAAUCUGUAUAAUGAAACUUUGAAAGAUUGUAUGUGUGUACUUCUCAAUUUCUUGAAGUAUUUCAGAUUUCUAAUAUCUUUCUUAGAUUAAGAAA